This is a messenger RNA of Aureobasidium melanogenum CBS 110374, 498 nucleotides long. Its product is annotated as epsilon subunit of F1F0-ATP synthase N-terminal domain-containing protein. Lineage: Eukaryota; Fungi; Ascomycota; Dothideomycetes; Dothideales; Saccotheciaceae. The record is from RefSeq and is a predicted model, not a curated record. The transcript is spliced from 6 exons. Gene Ontology annotation, biological process: proton motive force-driven ATP synthesis. Gene Ontology annotation, molecular function: proton-transporting ATP synthase activity, rotational mechanism. Bases 1 to 498 code for a protein of 165 amino acids.
AUGAACUCCUUCCGUGUCGCCCGCGCCGCCCUGCGCGUCCGCCCUACCGCUUUCGCUGCUCCCCUUGCCCGUAGAGGCUACGCCGAUGUCGCCUCGGACAAGAUCCAGCUGUCUCUGUCCCUUCCUCACCAAGCUAUCUACAAGUCGCAGGAUGUUGUCCAGGUCAACAUUCCCGCCGAGACUGGUGACAUGGGUGUCCUCGCCAGCCACGUUCCCUCUAUUGAGCAGCUGAGACCCGGCCUCGUUGAGGUUAUCGAGGAGUCCGCCGGCAGCAAGCAGUUCUUCCUCUCUGGUGGUUUCGCUACCGUCCAGCCCGGCUCCAAGCUCAGCAUCAACGCUGUUGAGGGUUUCCCUCUCGAGGACUUCAGCGCCGAGGCCGUCAGAAACCAGAUCGCCGAGGCUCAGAAGAUCGCAAGCGGCAGUGGUAGCGAGCAGGACAUCGCCGAGGCCAAGAUCGAGCUUGAGGUUUUGGAGAGCCUCCAGGCCUUCCUGAAAUAA